CCCCUGUAAAGCCAGGACAGACGCAGUCAACGAGCCAGCCAUGAUGGAGUGUGUUCAUGUAGCUGUUGCUGUGUUCAGUCUUCUGUCUCUUGGACAGUCAGCUCCUGCGACCAACUGUGAAAGUCUUAUCCAACCUAUUCAAAUCAAUGGGAGGGAUCAGCUGCUUGGAAGAUGGACUUUUAUAGCAGAAAGCACAGACAUACCCGGAUCCAGAGUGUUGUCAAAGAUGUUCAUGGGGAACAGCUGGUUGAGCAGCACUGCUGCUACUCAGGAGAACGUCAUCACCACUUCUCAAAAUCAAAAAAUGUUUGGGCUUUGCUUCAGUUUGACAUAUAACAUGACCCUGGAAAACAAUGCUCUUGUUUUAGUCCUACCCUACCCCUCAACCGCUUUCCUCCUGAAUACCGGCUGCCCUGACUGCAUGGUUGUGUUCACCAACUACACAAUUGGAAGAAGCUUAUACAAGGGUCUGCAGCUACUGAGUAGGAGACCGAAGGUAUCUGCUGCUGAACUGGAGGAGUAUAAGAAGCAGGUGGAGUGUUUGAAUUUACCAGCAGCUGCCAUCCUGGACCCAGAGAAUGGUUUUUGCCCAGAUCCAGCUCUCUCCAAAGACACAAAGAGCAUUGAUCUGACCAGCAGCUUUAAUUCCAUGGGCUCUGACGAUAUGAACCUAUUGAAUAAGAUUCUCAAAAGUGGCAAUGGGGUCGAGUUACUUACUGAAAUACUCUCAAUGAUAUCCAGAAAAGCAACUGCUAUGAUGGAAAAUUAACGUGAAGGGAAAUCUUGUUUUACAAUAAUAAAAAUGGAGAACAAAAGGUUUGA
This is a messenger RNA of Girardinichthys multiradiatus, 822 nucleotides long. RefSeq lists its product as uncharacterized. The record is from RefSeq and is a predicted model, not a curated record. The transcript has 6 exons. The coding region runs from base 41 to 769 and encodes 242 amino acids. Lineage: Eukaryota; Metazoa; Chordata; Actinopteri; Cyprinodontiformes; Goodeidae.